UAAAAAAAAUGCACCGAAAAUAACAUUGGGGCCAAAGCCAAAAGCCAAAAGCCGCGCCGUUCAAGAUUGCGGGCCAAGCGGGCCUCUUCUCCCUGAGAUUCUUCCCAUCACUGCCAUUUUCACUCUUCCUUUCCUUUUUUCUUCGAUAAUAAUAAUAAUAAUAAUAAUAAUAAUAAUAAUAAUAAUAGCAAUGGCGGAAUCCGAUGAAACACCACCAUCACCCCCAGCAGCUUACAUACACCCACGUAGAGAGCCAUUUGAACACGGCCUAUUACCCAUCCCUAAGCUCAUCUUCACCGACUGUACACAAACGCUAGCUCCCAUUAAGGACAAGUUAUUGUCCUCCCUUUCAUCCACUAACCGUGUCAACACGGAAGCCAUUUCCGGGUCCCUUCAGAUCUCACUUGAACACGCUCGCCUUGUCCUUGAAACCAUUGCCUGUGUUCUUCACUCAGACACUGACCCUCUUGUUACUGCUAAACCCUCAGAGAUUGGGUCUGUUGGUGUUAAUGUCUUUGAUGUGCUUGUGUUUUUGUAUAUUCAGAGUUAUAAGAGGUUGCUUCCUAAAGGACAUAAGGAUUCUGCUGCUGUUGCUGAUGUUUGGCCCUCCACUUCUGCUUUCGAUGGUUUCUUGUCUGCAUUGUCGCCAUUGCAGCUUGUUCGUAGCAAUAGUCGACGAAAUAUGCCAUCACAGUCUGAUGAAGAGGCUCAUCAGUUAUCCUAUUUACAAAAGCACUUGGGGAACAUUCUGUCUCUGUUGUCGGAGUCAGUGGAAGGAGACAGCGAUGAAUCACUGGUUUGUCAAUUUCAAACUUCAUGUUUGUCACACCCCUCUUGGACGGUGAUACUCGGGCCAGCUUGUGCGCACCUCGACUAUUCCACCGGCAACCUGCUACCUCCGAUCAGUCGGGUUCUGUCUGCGGAGAAAUUUGACCAUCUUGGCUUUCUAUUCUAUUUUGGUGAAAAGGGAUCUGAGAGAAUCCCGUUGAGUCAGAAUGCCCCAUUUUUUGCCAGUUCAGAUCCAAACAUGCCAGCUGUUCCUGUUCCUGCAGCUCAAGUACAUGAUUGGCUACUACAAAAUAUAGCGUCUGCGUUGGAACGCAUAACUGAGAGGGCUUCUGCAAAGGAAAAUGGACCAACCAGUGCCACCGAUCAGGAUGUGCCAAUGGCUGAUGUCUCUGCAAGUUCAGUAAAGAGUUCAUUGAGUCCUAGAGGCCCAAAUUUCAUUGAGGGAGUCUCUAAAACAUCAUAUGUACGGAAGCCCAAUGAUCUUAAAGGCUCUUCUAUGAAGGUAGUCAAUUGCCAUGAAUCAGUCCUUUACAUUUUAGCACCUCUGAAAUAUGCUACAGUAUAUGGAUGCUCUGAUGCAACCAUUGUCCUGGGAGCUGUUGGCAAGGCGGUAAGAGUUGAGCACUGUGAACGCGUGCAUGUAAUAGCAGCGGCCAAACGUAUCUGUAUCGCCAACUGUCGUGAAUGUGUUUUUUUCCUGGGAGUGAAUCAAACACCACUUCUUGUUGGUGAUAACCAUAAAUUGCAGGUUGCUCCAUACAAUACUUUUUACCCACAACUGGAGGAGCACCUGAAUGGAGUUGGUAUCGACCCAGCCAUCAACAAAUGGGAUGAACCCGUGGCUCUUGGCGUUGUUGAUCCCCAUGAUUCACUCUCACAUCCUGCAGGUGUCUCUGAUGUUCAGACUGAGUCUGCCAGCCGUCUAGACCCUGAUCAGUUCACGAACUUUCUGAUCCCGAACUGGUCUGAAGGUGAGCAAUCUGGGUCAACAAAAGACAAUCCAUUCCCUUUACCUGAUGCUUACAUGCACAAGAACUUGGAGGAUCUUAAGCAGAUUUUGCAGGAAGCUGAGCUUGAAGAGAGCCGGAAAAAGGAAUUAACAACAGCUCUUCAUGCGUGCUUUAAAGACUGGUUAUAUGCUACAGGAAAUAUUCGACAAUUGUACUUUCUUCAAAAUGAGUAGAGUUCUACACAGAUUGUAAAGCAGUAUUGCAAGGAGUAGCAGAAACACUUGACUUUCCCUGUAGAUUUCAGUUUCAGCCAUGCAAGUCCCUCUUUUGCCAUUUCUUUUGGAGGCAGCUGAGAGUUCUAUUGCCUGUGCAGCUAUGAGCAAGUUCACACUGUUGUGCAGAUUUUAUUUAGAAUGGCUUCCGUAUUGUAUUUCUUUCAAGCAAAAUGCAUUCUCAUGUACUAAUAUGGUAGCUUGUAUUUAGGUUCUCUAUUUUCCCCCACGUACUAGGUUCUGAAAUUUAGCAUUCUAUUUUAGCAUUUGUUUGCUAUGGCUGUUGGGUUCCUGUAUACAAAUAAGAGAUGCUGAAGAGAAGCCAGUAUUUUGUAGAACUGGUUGCAUUGGCCCUUAAAGAACCUGCAUUUGUUCCCCUGAGAGGCUUGGUCUUAGUUAUAGAGUUUACAUACUUGACUGUUA
Lycium barbarum (goji berry) is the source of this 2434-nucleotide messenger RNA. RefSeq lists its product as uncharacterized. Bases 191 to 1972 code for a protein of 593 amino acids. The transcript has 10 exons. The record is from RefSeq and is a predicted model, not a curated record. Lineage: Eukaryota; Viridiplantae; Streptophyta; Magnoliopsida; Solanales; Solanaceae.